This is a messenger RNA of Drosophila suzukii, 2092 nucleotides long. NCBI's taxonomy places the organism in Eukaryota, Metazoa, Arthropoda, Insecta, Diptera, Drosophilidae. The record is from RefSeq and is a predicted model, not a curated record.
UUCGUGGGCAGACAAACCAUCUCGAAAGUGACACUUUUCAAAUGCUUUGACGAAUUAACAAACCAAGAGCCCGUUGGGUGUAGUUGCGGUUUAAACAUAGCAAAAACAGCUUUUAAUCAACAAUUGUUUUAAGAGGAAUUUAUUAAUUAAGAGGAACAAGCAGUCCUCCACGCCAUCUUAAAAAAGGUACGACACAAGUGAUCAUACAAUUGAAGGUCACUCGCGGAGAAGUAUGUAAGUGCAGCAUCAUGAAAACGUCAAACGUAAACAAUCCCGCGGAGGAGCCCCAAGGUUCUUCGCUGGAAUCAUCAACCGAAUAUUACUUUGUUCAAUUUAAUAGCGAAUCUGAAGGGGAAGUUAAAAAUGUAAGAGAUGACAAUUUUGAGAUCAAUAAACGCAAUCUUCGUAAAAUCGAAGGUCUAGAGGCCAGGCUGGAAGUUUCUGAGAAAGAAAAGAUAAGACUUUAUGAAGUUCUCAUUGGAGAAAAGGACAAUUUAAUAAAAUUGAUCACCGAAACCAAGAACUUAACCAUUAAACAAAUGCAAAGUCAAAUUAACGAUUUACAUUAUGUGCUUAACUUAAAGAACUCGUUAAAUGAAAACAGUGCUAGAGAAAUUCCAGAAAACUUGGAUUCAAAAGACAUGCCCCAUAUUUCUGAGGAGCGUCAACCUAUUAAAAUUCAGUUGGGGACCAUGAUAAAUCAAAUGGAGUUACAUAAAGAAUAUAUCGCUGAGUUGGAAUCAAAGGUUCAAGAAAAGGAUGCUCUAAUAGCUAAUUUUGAAUCGAAAGUAGAGGAAAUGAAAAUUCACUUGGAGAACUUCAAAGAAAACUCAAAGAAAGAUGAAGAUUGUCUAAAGGUCAAAAUUGCCGAACUAGAAAAGAAAGUUACCAUCACAUCAGCUGAACUCAAUGAAAAAGAUAACCAAUUGAAACGAACUUCCUUGGAUCUAAAUAUAACAACAGAGAGCAGAGUUAGAACCGUUGUUGGAAUGAAAUUAGGUCUCUUCAUGGCUGUAUUCGAAGAUAUUCCAUCUGCUGGCUCGGAUUGGAUGGUUAUUCAACAUUCCAGUAGCUUUGGUCAUCAAGCAUUGCAAAACAUUCCGCAAUCACUAAGUAAUGGCUUUGGUGAUUUGAACGGAGAUUACUUUCUUGGGUAUAAUAUCAUUCAUCAAUUGACAAGCACACAAACACAUGAAGUGUAUGUUAAAUUUGAAACUGAAAAUAUAACAAGAUUUGCAAGAUACGAUCACUUUGUUGUUGGAAGCAAAGAUGGGAGGUACAUAUUAGAGUUCCUGGGUUCCUAUUCGGGAGAUUUUGGCGAUUGCUUACAACGUCAUGAGAAAAAAGAAGUACCCCAACCCUGGUUUAAUACAUACAAUCAUUAUUUGAAUCCAGCUACUGUAAAAUCUUUCAAAAUGUUUAUAAGGCCGAAAAAGGCUACCAAUAAGUCAAUGAAGUUUAACAAUGCACUAAAUUCUAUUUGCAAGGAUGUUCUGAGGCCAUAACACAAGUCAUUGUCAUCGUUAUCACAACCGCCAACGUUAUCGGAGUAAACGCAUUAUCAUCAUUAAACACUUGCUGCAAUUAUGGCUCUAAUUGAAUUUCUAAAUGAAUAUAAUGACACGACAGCAACAAGAACAAGCCCAAGCGCAGCACAAUAGACCAGGAUGUACUGCUUUGUGACCUGGCAUAUCCUGUAACAUGGCCGUGCAAAUUAUAAAGAUAUUUGACAUUGAAGAACGACUUCUUGAUUCCUUUUUGCGACUGGACAAUCCUCGGUACUUUAAAAGCUUACAACAUUCUUAUAAGUGUUUAUGUUUCACCAUUUAAUAAUUUUAUUUUUUGAUUUGUAAUGCAGGCUUAAGAAAAAAUAAAUAACUGUCCUUAAUUUAGUAAAAAAUAAAAUAAAAUUACAAAAAAAGGCUCCUAAAUUCAAAAAUACUGCCUAUUAUAUUUUUGUAUCUUUUAUAUAAUCCAAUCAGGAAUUUAAAAUUGUUUAAUACUAAAUGCUUAUUAUAACAGGCUAAGAAAAAAAUACUAAAGCGAUAUAACUGAAUUUCAAAAUAAAUAUUUUAAUAUUAUUAUGUCCAUA